GACGACGACGCCCAUCACUGCCCUCCCUCACUCCCUCCGACCCCCCCUUCGGCAUUGAAAACGUGCUUGACCUCGGCUCCCCAGAACCCAAAAGGGACCGAACGCUCUUGUUUGAGAUGGUAUAGGGCCAUUCAGCAGCAACCUUUCCUACCACUGCCAUCAUUAUUAUUACCACAACCGUCGCAACGAUACCAUCUACACUCCAUCGUCACCCGCAUUUAGAUGCUGCAUCAGUUUUGAAUCAAUAAUAUCAUCGUCUCAUCUAUCGAACCUUUUUGCCCACGAACUUAUACCACGACACCACACCCACCAUCCACUCAACCUCAACCCCAAUUCACAAGCAACCAUGUCGAAGCCAGUCCUCCCCCAAAACGACAAUGUCGCCCACGCCCUCGCCGGUGCCGGCGGCGGUCUCCUCUCCAUGGCCCUGACCUACCCUCUCAUCACCCUCUCCACCCGAGCCCAAGUCGAAUCGAAGCGCGCCGACUCGGCCUUCCUCACGGCCGUCCAGAAGAUCGUGGCCCGCGAGGGCGUCUCGGGCCUCUACUCUGGUCUCGAAUCCGCCCUCUUCGGCAUCAGCGUCACCAACUUCGUCUACUACUACUGGUACGAGUGGACCCGCGCCUUCUUCGAAGCCGCCGCCGAGAAGGCCGGCCGCGCCAGCAAGAAGCUCACGACCGUCGAGUCCAUGAUCGCCGGCGCCAUCGCCGGCUCCGCGACCGUCAUCAUCACGAAUCCCAUCUGGGUCGUCAACACCCGCAUGACCACCCGCGGCGGCAAGGGCAAGGAGGCCAGCACCGCCGGCGACGAGGAGGCCCAGGCCGCGAAGCCCAAGAAGGCGCCCUCGACCAUCGGCACCCUCCUGGCGCUCCUCAAGAACGAGGGACCCCAGGCCCUCUUCAACGGCGUCAUCCCGGCGCUGGUGCUCGUCAUCAACCCCAUUUUGCAGUACACCCUCUUUGAGCAGAUGAAGAACACAGUCGAGAAGAAGAGGCGGGUCACGCCGACCAUUGCCUUCUUCCUCGGCGCCGCGGGCAAGCUGUUUGCGACCUCGGUCACGUACCCGUACAUCACGGUCAAGAGCCAGAUGCACGUCGCCGGCAACGGCGAGAAGAAGGAGGGCAUGUCCCAGGCCAUUAGCAGGGUCAUCCGCGAGGAGGGAUACGCUGGUCUCUACAAGGGUAUCGGCCCCAAGGUCACCCAGAGUGUGUUGACCGCCGCAUUGCUCUUUGCCUUCAAGGAUGUUCUCUACGAGCAGACCGUGAAGCUCAGGUCGAUUGCCGCCAAGAAGCGCGCGUAAAUUAACGUCACAUAAUAGCCCAUUUAAUUCCUGCCCUGCCCCGAGUCAAACUAUAUGACCUCGGACAGGUGCAGGGAUGGGACAUAUCAGCAUACAUAUGUAGACACAAGCAAGCUAGAGGCAACAGGUGCGCAUGUCAGCGUUAGCCGCUCAGCGUAUAUGCAAGCAAGCAGUCAUGUUUCAUGACGACACAAGAACCUGUAUUGAUUUUUAUGUGGGAAUAUCAACACGGGGGUAAAAAACGGGUUGGACGAAGCGUUGGACGCAUGGGAUAUACUUUGCAUUUAGGUAUCACAUGAUUCCCGGCAAAUUUGGAAAGGGGG
Messenger RNA from Colletotrichum scovillei, 1623 nucleotides. RefSeq lists its product as uncharacterized. The record is from RefSeq and is a predicted model, not a curated record. Gene Ontology annotation, molecular function: AMP transmembrane transporter activity; FAD transmembrane transporter activity; NAD transmembrane transporter activity. The transcript has 3 exons. Gene Ontology annotation, cellular component: peroxisomal membrane. The coding region runs from base 347 to 1300 and encodes 317 amino acids. NCBI's taxonomy places the organism in Eukaryota, Fungi, Ascomycota, Sordariomycetes, Glomerellales, Glomerellaceae.